CGGUAGUGAUUUAAAAGUCUGUGGCUCGGGCAACGUGUAAUGACAACCCCUAGCCGCUAGGUGUCGCGCAUGCGCAGGUAGGGGCUUCUCAGAGAAGAAGUCUCGAAAUGGACAAAUUUAACGAGGAGCGACUGAAGGUGCCGUUUGGCACUAAGUGUCUGGAUGCCGCCUUGUGUGUCCCUGCCUCAGUGAGAGAUGUCCACACAGCCGUCAUCCUCACACAUGGAGCUGGAGGAGACAUGAACUUCAAACAUCUAGUCUCUCUGGCUCACAGUCUGGCAUCUGGUGGCUUCAUCUGCCUCCGUUUUACCUGCAAAGGUUUAAACUUGGGUUACAGAGUCAAGGCUUACUGUGCUGUGUGGGACUACUUGAAGUCACUCCAGAAGUUUACAAUCAAACGCAUGUUUUUUGGAGGCAGGUCGAUGGGAUGCCGUGCUGCUGUGGCUUUGGCUCGACAGUUGAGCGAUGAAUCCGAGGAUGCAGUUCAGGGCGUCAUCUGCCUUUCUUUCCCCUUGCAUCCACCAGGACAAACAAACGCCCAUCGCCAACGCAGUGAAGGUCUCAGAGAACUACCCGAGCACAUGCGUGUGCUGUUUGUGUCAGGCACUGAGGACAACAUGUGUGACAGGGUUGUUUUUAAUAAGGUGGUUAAAGAAAUAAAAGCUCAAGUUGAAGUUUUCUGGCUACAAGGAGGUAGCCAUGGACUGACAGUGAAAGGAAGAGCUGAGGACGCUGUGCUGGAUGAAGUAAACUCAAAAGUCACUGCCUGGAUCAGUGAGCAGGGAGCAUAGAAUAAUUUAUGUCACCAGAUUUUAAUUUAGUAGUCUUGUGUUUUUAACUUGUUAAAUAAAGGAUAUUAUUUUACAUAA
Amphiprion ocellaris (clown anemonefish) is the source of this 869-nucleotide messenger RNA. RefSeq names its product testis expressed 30 (gene tex30). NCBI's taxonomy places the organism in Eukaryota, Metazoa, Chordata, Actinopteri, Pomacentridae. The coding region runs from base 108 to 791 and encodes 227 amino acids. The record is from RefSeq and is a predicted model, not a curated record. The transcript is spliced from 5 exons.